Molecule: messenger RNA, 603 nt
Organism: Meloidogyne enterolobii
Lineage: Eukaryota; Metazoa; Nematoda; Chromadorea; Rhabditida; Meloidogynidae
Source: the annotation of a GenBank genome assembly
AUGACAUAUUGCCUAAGAGAGAGAGACAGUCUCGCAAGAAUUAUUAAUUUAAAAAGGCCUUUAAAGAUAAAAUUUUUCAGGUUUUUAAUGGCCCUUAACAAAGCUGAAUUAUGUUCUUCACUUUGUUCAUGUCCUCUUCUUCUACAAAUGCAAGAAAAUUUUGUAAAGAAAUUUAAAGUAUAUCCAAAUCAAGGAGAAAUGGUUCAAACAACGAGUAAUUUUAAAGAUAUAAUAAAGGCAUUAGAGCUUCCAAAUAAACAAAAUAACGAAAAUAACGAAGAAAAUGAAGAAAAUUUAAAUUUACUUUACCAACCAGAAAUUAGUAAUUUAUGGCAUUCUUUUGAUGAAAUUAACAACGAUCAAGAAGAAUACAAGGAAGAAAAAAAUGAUGAUGAAGAUAAUAUUAUUGCUUCUUUAGAUUAUAAAAUUUUAAAUGAAGAAUCAAAAACACCCAUUCCAGUUUAUGAAACUAUGACUGAAUUGGAGCUUAAUUUAAGUUUAUUUUUUUUAUUUUUUAAAACUGUGGAGGACAUUUGGUCCCAACGAAAAAUUUUUUUCAAAGAAAAAUUUUCCGUUGGGACAAUCUGCCCCUCCCUCAUUUAA